This is a messenger RNA of Monascus purpureus, 1329 nucleotides long. The record is from the annotation of a GenBank genome assembly. Lineage: Eukaryota; Fungi; Ascomycota; Eurotiomycetes; Eurotiales; Aspergillaceae.
AUGCCUGCUCGAACUUUACGUGAAGUAUCCAUCCGAAAUCUUAAGGUUUUUCGCCAGCACUAUGUGUCAGAGAUCUCCGGCUCCUUGGGCGAUUUGGGCACCUUUCUCCCCAUCUCCAUUGCCCUGUCGGUGAACGGGACUGUGUCCCUAUCGAGCACGCUCAUCUUCUCGGGACUCUUCAACAUUCUCACUGGUCUUUUCUUCGGGAUCCCACUUCCAGUACAGCCGAUGAAAGCUAUUGCGGCUGUUGCCAUCGCUAGAUCCUUCACACAUGGCGAGAUCGCCGCGGCGGGGAUAUUCGUAGCUGUUUGUAUCUUCGUCUUCAGCAUCACGGGGAUCCUCGAGUGGUUUGCGAACGUGAUCCCCAUUCCAGUUGUGAAGGGCAUUCAAGUCGGAGCGGGACUGUCGUUGAUAAUUUCCUCUGCGGGGAAGUUGUUGUCCUCCCUUGAUUGGAUUAGUCCGUCGUGGGCCGAUAAUCUUCUCUGGGCCCUCGCUGCUUUUAUUUUCCUGCUUGUGACGAAUAUCUAUCGAGACGUUCCAUAUGCACUGAUAGUCUUUGUUCUGGGCAUUGUCUUCGCGACCAUUCGCUCUGCUUUAGCAGCCAAUCUGCCAUCGUUCCAUUUCUGGAGUCCGUUCGUCGUGGUCCCUCACCUCGAGGAAUGGCGAGUGGGUGCUCUGGAUGCUGGUAUUGGCCAAAUACCACUGACAACGCUCAAUUCAAUUGUGGCCGUUGUGCACCUCGCGGGGGAUUUGCUUCCCAGCGUGCGCACGCCAUCCAUCACGUCCAUCGGACUUAGCGUUGCUGGGAUGAAUCUUCUAGGCUGCUGGCUCGGUGCGAUGCCUGUUUGUCAUGGCUCGGGAGGACUGGCUGCGCAGUACCGCUUUGGAGCGCGCUCAGGGUCGAGCGUUGUUUUUCUUGGUCUUUUCAAAUUGGUCAUUGGUGUCUUCUUCGGCGAGUCUCUGGUGGGGCUGUUGAAGAGAUUCCCAUCGGCUUUAUUGGGGGUCAUGGUUAUCGCCUCUGGAUUGGAGCUUGUCAGUGUCGGCGAAAGUUUGAAUACUGCGGGGGCCCGGGACCUCGGAAGGGCAGAGCAGGCAUUUACGGGCCUAGGUUCAAUGCCUGCCAUAAGCGAAAGCGAGCGGAAAAGAAGAUGGACGGUGAUGAUGGUCACCGUUGGCCUCUUGGUUGGGUUCAAGAACGAUGCUAUUGGGUUUGUGGCCGGCAUGCUAUGCCAUUGGAUCUACUCGAUGCCUGCUGUUAAUUUGGAGAGAUUUCGAGAACGAUGGAGCUUGACUCGAAUUUGGAACCGGAGAGGAAUCCGGCUGCAUUGA